Messenger RNA from Chenopodium quinoa (quinoa), 1720 nucleotides. RefSeq names its product nudix hydrolase 23, chloroplastic-like. Gene Ontology annotation, molecular function: hydrolase activity. The coding region runs from base 362 to 1207 and encodes 281 amino acids. NCBI's taxonomy places the organism in Eukaryota, Viridiplantae, Streptophyta, Magnoliopsida, Caryophyllales, Amaranthaceae. The record is from RefSeq and is a predicted model, not a curated record. The transcript is spliced from 8 exons.
CGUCGUCGUUCAUUGUCCAAAACCCGUCGCUAAACCUUGUUAAUUUUUUUAAAAUUUUUUUAAUAUUUUUCGUGGUGGGCUCGGAAAUUUUAGGGCUCGCGAUUUUUUAAAUGCUAGUGGUGGGUCAAAGUGCUCGGGAAUAAUAUUAAACUGCUCGGUAUACUAUAUGACUAUGUGGUGGAGCUUUAUAAAGGUCAAAUUAACACAAGGAUAAAACGGUAAUUUCACAUUUAUAUAAGAGCGUCACUAUGUAAAUUAGGAGCGUUGAAUCCAGUUCACUUCCAAAUUUACGAGUUUAAAUUAGUUGGAAGUCUUGUUGUAAGUUUGACACGGAGUAUAAUAUAACCCAGAAAAAUUAGAAAUGUUGUUGAAACUUGUGCAGAUGAUGAUAGCUUCUUCUUCAUCAUCUUCUUUCUUACUGGCAAAUCGAAUUAAAUUUCCACAACCUAGAUUUCCCAUCAUCUCAUUGUCGAAUUCUACAUCCAUUUUAUCAACUUCGAAGAUUCACUGUGUCAAAUCGUUUCGGAUGUCAUCAACUCGGAGCGACUCAAAUUUAACUGCUUCUUCCUCUUCUUCAUCUUCCGAUUCUUUGAUUUCUUCGGGAAAUGUUCGUAAAGUCAAUUUCUGUCAAUGGUGUGGAGGCUCAACAAAGCAUGAUAUACCUGAUGGGGAUGAGAAGAUGAGAGCAAUUUGCACCGUUUGUGGAAAAAUUGACUAUCAGAAUCCUAAAAUGGUUGUAGGGUGCCUCAUUGAGCAUGAGAAUAAGAUCCUACUUUGCAAGCGGAAUAUUCAACCUUCUUAUGGUCGGUGGACUCUUCCUGCUGGUUUCAUGGAAAUGGGCGAGUCUGCUGCAGAAGGUGCUAUUAGGGAGACCCAAGAAGAAGCGGGUGCUGAAGUUGAAGUUUUGUCACCAUUUGCUCAAUUAGACAUUCCACUUAUUGGUCAAACCUACAUCAUAUUUUUGGCCAAGCUGAAGAAGCCACAUUUUUCUCCUGGUCCUGAAUCAAUUGAGUGCAAACUAUUUGAACUUAGUGAAAUACCUUUUGAUUCUCUGGCAUUUUCAUCAAUGCUUGUUACUCUUAAACUGUACAUAGAAGAUAUGAGAGCUGGCAAACCCAAGUUCCAUUAUGGUACAAUUAAUAAAAGACCUGGAACCAGCCCUUCUGAUAUACAUGCCUUCACUCUUGAUUAUCAUCUAAAGUUGUGACAUUAAGUGAUAUCUGAAAAUAUGUGAAGCUCAAGUAGCCUGACUUGGCACUCAUCUGGGAUAUAUGUUUUAGUCAUUUGGAGUGCUCAAGUCCUCCCUUUUCUUCAUAGGCAAGUCUGUAAUUAGAUAUUACAUGUUUCGUCACAGCAAAGACAGAUGUAUGCUGCAGCUUAGUCAUAAAUUCUUUGGGAGAGAUUACUGGUCAGCAAUUCUGGCGUUCUGAAUGAUCUAUGGCUAGGGUGCGAUUCUUAGAAUCUCUUGUUAAGUGUAGACUUCCCAAAGUUGUUUCAAUCUUUUGUGAUGCUGAUAGAUUGAUGGAAAUUGGAUAGGUGUUCGUUUGGGAUGCUAAUUCAUUCCCAAGUAAAUUCUUCAAUAGAACUGAUACUGUCAUCUUGUACUGUAAAUAUGUAAUAUAUACCUUUGUGGGCUUUGACAUUGUCUGUGAUGAUUCUGGUGGUUUGAAUUUUAUUUAUUAUUGAUCAAGUCAGCAUGGAAACAAAGUUUAGUUUUAUA